CGUGCUGCGCCGCUGUUCUGAGGCGCUGAGGGGAGAGGCGCCGCCGCCAGCGCCGCCGCAGGGACCCGUUAAGCGGAAGCGCUGCUGUCGCCGCCGCCGCCACCGCCUUCGGUGUCCCGGGGCCCCUAGUUCCCGGCGCGGGGGAGGCGGGAGCCAUGUCGAAGCGGCUUCGGAGCAGCGAGGUGUGCGCUGACUGCAGCGGGCCGGAUCCUUCCUGGGCAUCAGUAAAUAGGGGGACUUUCAUAUGUGAUGAGUGCUGCAGUGUCCAUCGGAGUCUGGGACGCCACAUCUCUCAAGUCAGACAUCUUAAACACACACCAUGGCCUCCAACAUUGCUUCAGAUGGUUGAAACCUUGUAUAAUAAUGGUGCUAAUUCUAUAUGGGAGCAUUCAUUGCUGGACCCUGCCUCUAUUAUGAGUGGAAGACGUAAAGCUAAUCCACAGGAUAAAGUACAUCCCAAUAAAGCAGAAUUCAUCAGAGCCAAGUAUCAGAUGUUAGCAUUUGUGCAUCGCUUGCCCUGCCGAGAUGACGAUAGCGUGACUGCCAAAGAUCUUAGUAAGCAACUCCAUUCAAGUGUGAGAACAGGUAAUCUUGAAACCUGUUUGAGGCUGUUAUCUUUAGGAGCACAAGCCAACUUCUUUCACCCUGAAAAAGGAAAUACCCCACUCCAUGUUGCCUCCAAAGCAGGGCAGAUUUUACAGGCUGAAUUAUUGUCAGUAUAUGGAGCAGACCCAGGCACGCAAGAUUCCAGUGGGAAAACUCCUGUCGAUUAUGCCAGGCAAGGAGGGCACCAUGAGCUGGCAGAACGCCUGGUAGAAAUACAGUAUGAGCUGACUGACAGACUAGCCUUUUAUCUCUGUGGCAGGAAACCUGAUCACAAAAAUGGACAGCACUUUAUAAUACCUCAAAUGGCAGACAGCAGCCUGGAUUUGUCUGAAUUGGCAAAAGCUGCCAAGAAGAAACUUCAAUCUCUAAGUAAUCACUUGUUUGAAGAACUUGCCAUGGAUGUGUACGAUGAAGUUGACAGGCGAGAGACUGAUGCAGUCUGGCUUGCCACUCAAAACCACAGCACCCUCGUAACCGAGACAACCGUCGUUCCCUUCCUUCCAGUCAAUCCCGAGUACUCGUCAACGCGAAACCAGGGCAGACAGAAAUUAGCUCGGUUUAAUGCCCAUGAGUUUGCCACCCUGGUUAUCGACAUUCUCAGUGAUGCCAAGAGGAGACAGCAGGGCAGUCCUCUCUCUUGUUCAAAAGACAAUGUGGAGCUCAUUCUGAAAACAAUCAAUAACCAGCACAGUAUUGAGAGUCAAGACAAUGACCAGCCGGACUAUGACAGUGUGGCAUCGGAUGAAGACACAGACUUGGAAACCACUGCAAGCAAGGCAAACAGGCAGAAGAGUCUAGAUUCAGAUUUAUCAGAUGGACCAGUCACUGUACAGGAGUUUAUGGUGGUCAAAAACGCGCUAGUGGCUUCUGAGGCCAAGAUACAACAGCUAAUGAAGGUGAAUAACAACUUGAGUGACGAGCUGAGAAUUAUGCAGAAAAAGCUUCAAACACUCCAGAGUGAAAAUUCGAACCUCAGGAAACAGGCCACAACCAAUAUAUAUCAGGUGCAAACUGGUUCUGAGUACACAGACACUUCCAACCUCUCUUCCUUAAAACGACGUCCGUCUGCCCGAGGCAGUAGGCCUAUGUCCAUGUACGAGACGGGAUCAGGUCAGAAACCUUAUCUCCCAAUGGGAGAAGCGAACCACCCUGAAGAGAGCAGGACGAGACUCCAGCCUUUCCCCAUGCACAUCGGGAGGAGUGCGCUUGUGACCUCCUCUUCAUCUCUGCCUUCCUUCCCCUCCACACUUUCCUGGUCGAGGGACGAAAGCGCCCGAAGGGCAUCCAGAUUGGAGAAGCAGAACAGCACACCUGAAAGUGACUAUGACAACACUCCCAAUGACACGGAACCAGAUGACAUGGGGUCAAGCAAAAAGGGAAGGCAGAGGAGUAUGGUGUGGCAAGGUGACGGCUCAGGACCAGAUACAGCAGAACCCCAUGCCGCUCCAAGCCCCACCCUCCCCAGCACUGAAGACGUCAUCCGGAAGACUGAACAGAUAACCAAAAAUAUACAGGAGCUCUUAAGAGCAGCCCAAGAAAAUAAACAUGACAGUUAUAGUCCCUGCUCAGAGAGGAUACAUGUAGCUGUUACGGAAAUGGCAGCAUUAUUCCCCAAAAAACCCAAGUCUGAUAUGGUGCGGACUUCCCUGCGUUUACUGAGCUCCAGUGCCUCUCGCCUCCAGUCAGAGUGUAAGAAGGCCCUCCCGGGGGGCCCCAGCUCCCCCACGGACAUUCAGCUGGUCACGCAGCAGGUCAUCCAGUGUGCGUACGACAUCGCCAAGGCUGCCAAACAGCUGGUCACCAUCACCACCAAAGAGAACAACAACUGAAUAGCCAAGGAUCUUCCCUUCCAUUUUCUAGACUUUUUGAAGUCCCAUUUCAAAUUUAGACAUGGAACUUUUCAGAUUUUUACCAAAACAAACAUUUAAUGACAGUUUAAAACUUUUUAAAAGAGAGCUCAGUAUUAUUUUUGCAUGUUUUCUAACAAAUUUUCAAUUAUUAAUUUAACCCACUUGCCUUAUUUUGUGCCUGUUUGCUGGUUUCGUUUCUGGUUUCCUGUUGGGCUGUCGGUAACUUUUGAGUUAAUGGUCGUAUACAUCCAAAAGCAUAGCUUCACUGUUUUCAGUUUCUUAGAACUUUUUUGUCCCUUAAAACUCUGUGCCUUUGGUUAAAACUAUGAUUUUUCAGUAAAACAUUCUCUUGAGAGAGUUGGAUUAAAACAAAAAUUAACAUUAUCUGUUCCCUACCAAGCGUUGUGCAAUAAGAGAAUUUUCCACCCUACUGCAAAAUCUCUUACAUUUGGGGUAUCUCUAAGCAUUUAUGUAGAGAAAGGACCUUGCCACCUUCUAAAAAUAAUGUUAUAAUCUUGGAAGGAAACAGUGAAUUGCUCUGUUUCUUUCAACUGCUUUAUCAUGUUAAAUGUUCUUUUAUUUAAAUUUUUAAUCUUGAUCUUUUUUUUUUUCUUUAUUUUUUACUAUCACCCUGAAGUCUCCAGAGAGUCAGAUGAAGUAUUUGUCCUUAACCUGGUGUCUCUUUUGACCAUGUUCAGGGUAGGCGACCACCCACAGUGCCACACUUGGUCAAGUGCUCUGCCUUACCACUGUAAGCCAGAAAUUUUAUUCCAAACAUGCAGCGAAGAGGAGCAUCAGUCUAACAAGCCAGAACUAAUUUUGUACUAUCCAUUCAGACAUCACUGCCAUGAACUAUGGGGAAAAGAAAUAAUUACUCUCUGACAUUGUAUUGCACUUUUCAUCCCAAACUCAGCUGUUCCUUUAACCACAUAAAGUUUUCUCAUGUGAACUGCUUCGCAUUUUACAUCACCUUCAAAGACUUGUUAGACGGUAGGAUUUAUACAGUCAUCUGAGUUAGUUUCUCCUCCAUCAGCUCCCUGGUACUUAAAAAUUAGAUGUCAAUUUUUAGAAAUUCCUUAGGAAGGUAUGCUCUAGCUGACUACCAGCUAUUCUAUUCCAAAGCUACAAAAAGAAUAUAAGUUAAAGUUCUGGAACAUGCUGAGAUUACUUUUUAAAUUACUAAAAAGACCUCUCUUGUUGUGAAACAUAUUCUUUCCGUGCUUAUUGCAGCAGUCUUGAAUGGGUGUGGUUAAGGUGCUGACCUAGACCAGAGGGGGCCAAGCCGUAGUGCAGGGGAUGUGGAUGGGUGAAGGCAGCCAGGGGCAAAGGUUGGGGGUGGGGGAGAGUGCUGGGGAGCACUGGCCUACCCGCCCGGGGCAGUAGCUCUCUAGCUCCGUCCACAUUGCCAUGAGGGAAAGUGUGCCCAGAGUUGCCAGAGCCUUGGUUUUUCAAGGGACACCAGAAAUCUGGAUGUUUCAUGUGUCAUCUCUCCACUUUUAAAUGGCAACUAAGACAAACAUUGUAAUUGGACACACAUGUGGGUGAGUCGUGGCCUCUGGGUCACCAGCUUGUAACCUCUGCCACAGCCAUAACUUUGCUGCCUGAGGGCCUGGUCACGCCUGGCUUAGCCUCUGCACCUUCCCUGUAAUGUAGCCGCCUACCGUGGGUUAAGUUGCUGUUUGUCUUUUUAGCCAUAUAUAGUGGAUUUUCACACAUGUGAAGAAGUCAGAGUUAUCAAAGUAUAAGUUGUCUACAUAUGUACUAAAUUAGCCUCUAUUUUCACAGAACUGUUUGAUUCAUAAACAACUUUUUAGCUUGACCGUAUGCUGUCAUGAAAAGUGCACCAUGAUGGUGUGUGUUUGGUUUACGAAGUCUGGUUUGUGGACAGCUUUUGUCGGAUGUUACUGUACUGCCAGUAGCACGGGGAAAAGAGUUCACAUCUCCAAAAGGCUCAUCCCACUUGUCAGUCUGCACAACCCUAAGUGCCAUGGUAUUGGUGGAUGCUGAGGUGAAGCCGCAGUUGUAACUGCCUUCUAGAAGGCGUCCUCUACCUUAUGUUCAAGCACUGUCCAGUAGCCUUUUUUGUGAGCUUUGUGUAGUUAGCUGUCUUUCCUCUUUCUUGUAUACACCUGUCCCUCCUGCUGGGCCUCCCAGGUUCCUUGGGAAAGGCCCAGUGGCAUUCCUGAGUUGGCACCCUUGGUCUCCCAGGGAGGAUGGGCUCCUGUGGGGGCUUCUGAGAGAUGAUGAGUUUUCUGCGUUAGGUGAAAUGGUGUCUUCACUUGAACGCUCAAGGACCUGUGACACAGGACAUUGUUCUUAUCCCCCUAGAGAAAGUCAAGGAGCACGGGGACCAGCAAAGCAUUUCUAAUUGUAAGAAUACCACAGAGAGUUUGCUCUGUAACCCACAGAGGCAAAACUCCAAAAUGAAGCUCCCAGAUGGAAUAGCGUCCAGUGACAGGAGGGGCUGCGUGUCCUCGUUAAGAGCCCUAUACACUUCCUUCACCUGAUUUGAGGUUCUGCAUCAGAGGUUCUGUCGUCCUGUUAGCAAAUUGCACCUUGUCUAAACGGGUGUUCUGGCCACCUUUUGCACAUGAAUUCCAUAGCCUUGCACUAGUAAUGCCUGUGUUCUAUAAUGUCAGUUUUUACCCUUUGUUCUCAAAUACACCGCCCCACCCCCAGGCUAAUAGGACAGAGGUGCACUUUAUGAAACUGGCACUUGCUGAACAGAAGGUAACAGUUCUACCCCUGAGGUUCUGAAAUCAUCUGCCUCGGAAAUGCAAAUAGUUCUUAUUUGCCAAAGAACAAUGGUUUGGGCCCAAAGAUCAAAUUCAGCAUUUUAUAAAAUUGAGACUAUACACGCACAACUCAGGAGCUGUUAUAUAAUUCCUUAAGUGAUUUAAAUUGCAGAACCAAGAGUGAAACUAGCAUGUUUUUGUCCUCAACAGCAUCCGUGAGCUUUCCAGUAAUGUAAUUUUCUUUUCUUGUCCUGGUUGAAGGUAACCCUUGUUUUAACAAAAGACAAAUAUGCUGCAUAGGAAAAAAAUGAAAUGCCUUUUAUUCAAAUGUGUUUUGUCCAUGUCACUCAUUCUGUACUUAUUUUUCAUUUUUAUUGUACAUUCUAUUCCUGUAAUUAUUGUACAACCCUUUGAGUGUUGUAAAAUUGUUUUGGAAUUUGUGCCUGCUAGUUAUGCAAUAAACAGGCUCUAUACAUGU
Molecule: messenger RNA, 5669 nt
Organism: Choloepus didactylus (southern two-toed sloth)
Lineage: Eukaryota; Metazoa; Chordata; Mammalia; Pilosa; Megalonychidae
Gene: GIT2
Product: GIT ArfGAP 2
Exons: 20
Coding region: 156-2435 (759 amino acids)
Biological process (GO): brain development; regulation of ARF protein signal transduction
Molecular function (GO): GTPase activator activity; protein binding
Source: RefSeq, a predicted model, not a curated record